This is a messenger RNA of Vigna angularis (adzuki bean), 795 nucleotides long. RefSeq names its product nuclear transcription factor Y subunit B-5. Gene Ontology annotation, cellular component: nucleus; CCAAT-binding factor complex. NCBI's taxonomy places the organism in Eukaryota, Viridiplantae, Streptophyta, Magnoliopsida, Fabales, Fabaceae. Gene Ontology annotation, molecular function: protein heterodimerization activity; DNA-binding transcription activator activity, RNA polymerase II-specific; RNA polymerase II cis-regulatory region sequence-specific DNA binding. The transcript is spliced from 2 exons. Gene Ontology annotation, biological process: regulation of transcription by RNA polymerase II. The record is from RefSeq and is a predicted model, not a curated record. The coding region runs from base 54 to 509 and encodes 151 amino acids.
UACUGAUCAACUGAGAGCAACGUGUCUGUGUUUGACAGGACUAAACUACACAGAUGGGUGACAACAUCAACAUUGGCAAAGUCUUAGACAGAGAAGGCUUUAAGUACAACUUCACAUGUUCAACUUCAACUGCAACUGCAAGUGACACCUCUGCACAAGAUGGGGUCAUCAAGGAGCAGGAUCGGUUGCUUCCAAUAGCUAAUGUGGGAAGAAUCAUGAAGCAAACUCUUCCCCCCAAUGCCAAGAUCUCAAAAGAGGCAAAAGAAACCAUGCAGGAAUGUGUGUCUGAGUUCAUCAGCUUUGUCACUGGUGAAGCUUCUGACAAGUGUCACAAGGAGAAGCGCAAAACCGUCAAUGGUGAUGAUAUUUGCUGGGCCUUGGCUACCCUAGGGUUUGAUGACUACGCUGAGCCUCUUAAAAGGUACUUGCAUAAGUAUAGGGAGUUGGAGGGGGAGAGAGCAACCCAAAAUAAGAGUAACACUUACGAAAACAACAUUGCAAACAUAUAAUUAACUCCACAAGAUAUUCAAGGUGCUUCUAUCCUUAUUUGGUAUAUAUGUAUGACGUGAGUCCUAUAUGCGUAGACGUGUUUAGACCUUAUCUUUUUUCUCUUCAGGGUUCAAAUUUCUGGGUUUGACACUAGAUCAUCACCUUGUUGCUUGAGAAUCGUGUGAGUUAUAACUAAUCUUUGUAUUUGUAUGUCCAGUAAUAAGCUUUAAUCAUUUCCAGAAUUCAUUAGCAAUACGCAUGCGUCAUAUUUACUUGUAAAUGCGAAUUUCAAGUUCUUAAUCUGGA